CCUUCAUUUAGUAUCCCUCACAAUUAAACCCAAACACCUUCACAAUCACAACCUUCUCUUUUUCUCUCUCUCUCUCUCUAACAAAAAAUGAGGACUUUGUGUCCAAAUUUGGAUAACGAAGAUGGCCUUGAAACAGUGCUCGAAGUUCCCAUACCGGAGGAGACCUUCGACGCCAACAGCAACGCCGUAUGGAGGACCUUGAAACCAGUCAUUACAUCUCAUGCAACGGACAGUGGCCGGAAUGCAGAGGUUCAGCUCUUGCUAGGUGUCGUCGGAGCACCCCUCAUACCUCUUCCCAUCUCCUCCGGUCAACCAGCCAUCAUCAAGUCAAACAUCAAUGACCACCCCAUCGAGGCUUCAAUGGCGAAAUAUAUUGUUCAGCAAUAUAUAGCGGCGACGGGAGGAGAAAGGGCUCUGGAUUCUGUGGACAGCAUGUUUGCGGUUGGGAAGGUGAAGAUGGUGGCGUCGGAGUUCAUUGCCGGAGACGGAAUAAGCAUGAACUGUAACGGUUUGAAUCUUGGUGGUAGUGUGAUGAAGAUCAAGAGUGUGAGAAAUGGUUGUGGUGAAAUGGGUGGUUUUGUAUUGUGGCAAAAGAGGCCGGACCUUUGGUCAUUAGAACUGGUGGUUUCCGGUGCUAAAAUCAGCGCCGGCAGCGACGGAAAGUUGGCUUGGAGACAGACUCCAUGGCACCAUUCCCAUGCGUCACGUGGACCCCCUAGACCCCUCCGUCGUUCCUUGCAGGGUCUUGAUCCAAGAGCAACCGCCAACUUGUUCACAAACUCCAUUUGCACCGGAGAAAAGACCAUCAAUGGAGAAGAUUGCUUUGUCUUAAAGCUUGAAGCAGAACCUUCGUCUUUACAAAUAAGAAGCAGCAAAAACGUCGAGAUCAUCCACCACACCAUCUGGGGGUAUUUUAGUCAAAAGACAGGACUUCUACACCAUCUUAAAGACUCGCAUCUCAUUAGAAUCAAAGCUCAUGGAAGUGACAACGUCUUCUGGGAAACAACCAUGGAAUCAUCGAUUCAAGAUUACCAAACUGUUGACGGAAUCAAUAUUGCUCAUGGCGGCAGGACACUAGUCUCCUUGUUCCGAUAUGGUGAGAACUCACAAAGCCAUUCGCGAACCAAAAUGGAAGAGGUUUGGACGAUUGAAGAGUUGGAUUUUAACAUAAAGGGUCUUUCGAUGGACUGCUUCUUGCCACCUAGCGACUUAAAGAAAGCUGAUGAUCAAGAAACAGAUGAUAAUGUAGAUAGUGGUGACACGAGGAAUGCCCGAUUAAUCACCAAGAGUAGAGGCGUUUUUUCAAAAGUUGGUGUUUCUAAGGUUGUGGAUUUUGAUCCUCGAACACUUGGAGAACAUCGGAGGACCUGAAGGCUUGUCACAUUGUUUAAUUAACUUCUACUUAUCUAUUUUGUACAUAUUUGUGUUAUAUAUACAUAUACGAACUCGGAAGUUUGUUUGAGCUUGUGAGCUACUCAUUUGCUGCCAACCCAUAUACGGUAUAUUUUUGUAUUCUAAGGAGUUGUAAUGAGAUAUAAAAGUGAUUUUUUUGUC
Messenger RNA from Lactuca virosa, 1554 nucleotides. Lineage: Eukaryota; Viridiplantae; Streptophyta; Magnoliopsida; Asterales; Asteraceae. The record is from the annotation of a GenBank genome assembly.